AUGUCAAUGGACGAAGUGUUACGAAUCAAGGAGAUCAUGGAACAAGCAAUAUACCGAAAAAAUCUUGAACUGGUACAGUUGUUGAUCGAGCGCGACAGUCUUCACAUGGAGCAUGACUCGUUAUUAGUUGACAUUGAUGAUUUCACAGAACAUGAAACAGAGUGUUCGGCGCUGGACUUCCCUCAUCUUUUGGCUAUGAUGGACGGUUUGAUAACUCCACCGGUGAAAGAUGAUCCGAAUACGCUGUCGCCAAAUACAGGCCUCUUGUCACCAAGUCAAAAUGGAGCUCCAACUCCAGCUCCAACUCCAACCACUCCGACAAAAGCAUUUGUUGCGCAAUUACCAAAAUCUCUCUCACGAUUCGUGCUCUUCCGACGCUGA
Cooperia oncophora is the source of this 381-nucleotide messenger RNA. NCBI's taxonomy places the organism in Eukaryota, Metazoa, Nematoda, Chromadorea, Rhabditida, Trichostrongylidae. The record is from the annotation of a GenBank genome assembly.